ACUCUGUUCAAUCUCCUCUGCUUUCUUGUCGUGCGCGCUUGACGGAAAGGUCGAAACAGUUGGUUGCUGAACGAAGGACAGAAACGGCAUGUCAAUGUUCCUGAUGAAUUUUGUUUUUCUAACUGACCAUUGGAACUUUUCUGACAGUCUGUGAUGUAAUAUCUGCACGAGAGUUGGAAUCCCCUGAUAUCGGAGACCCUGCCAUUGUGUCAUUUUUUUGAUGUCGUCAGAGGUCCAUACACGGAUGGAUUGCUACUCCAUUUAUCGAUUCUGGGAAAAAUCCACAUCCAUAUCUGGUGACACAUCCCCUGUAACCGUGUCCCAUGCUGAUGAUGCAUUACAGCCAGAUCCUCUUGUAGGCUUCCUAUAGUCGAGCCUCUUGCUAAAAUUCUCAUAGACCUCUGCUAAAGCCUGCUUUGAGAUCUCCUACAGUUGCCAACACGGUGACCAUAAGCACACGUCUAGGAUCAGCUUUUCCUCCCCCAAUUAUAAUCUCAAUCAUUAAUGAAGGAAAAAUUCACAGCUGACCUUAAAUCAGCUUCAAGCGACAUUGUCAUCUUCCUACUGGGAGUGGUGUGUCUCAUUGAUGUCACAAUAUAGAAGACUCCCUGGCCUGCCUUCAGAGCUCCCGCAGUCGCCAAUGGCUGCGUCUCCACUCCCAGAGCGUGACUCUGCGACCCUUCUGAAGCUGCAGGAAGUGGAUCCCAGCCGGGUUGGCCGCGGUGGCCGCAUCCUCUCGCCCAUCUUCAGCGCCCCGUCCCCGGCGCUGCCCAUGGAGGCCCACCCCAUCUGCAUCCCCUCCCCAUACACUGACAUCGGGCACGACUUUAACCCCUUGUCCUUCUACAGCCCCACUCUGCUGAGCUACGCUGGGCCCGCGCUCCCUGACUGCCCAUCCGCCCACCAGUCCCUCAGUCCCUCGAUCUUCUGGCCCCCCCAAGCUCACGUGGGGCCUCCAUUGUCUCUGCACCAUCGGCCCCAAUCUCGCCCACAGCAAGGCCAGCCAACCCGAGUGUCCUGGGCGGAGCCCCAUGCCCUAUCUGAGAGCAGCAAGCCUCUGAGGAAGUGCUCACAAGAGAGUGAGGAGACGGUCAUCUCGCUGGAAGGCAAGGCUGAACUGCACUUCUGUGCCGUGUGUCACGACUAUGCGUCGGGCUACCACUACGGGGUGUGGUCCUGCGAGGGCUGCAAGGCUUUCUUCAAGAGGAGCAUCCAAGGUCACAAUGACUACAUCUGCCCGGCGACCAACCAGUGCACUAUCGAUAAGAACCGCCGCAAGAGCUGCCAGGCGUGCCGCCUCCGCAAGUGCUACGAAGUGGGCAUGACAAAGUGUGGCAUGCGUCGCGACCGCAGCAGCUACCGGGGUCAUCAACCGAGGCGCGUGGGUCGCUUCUUCACCCGGGGCACUGCUAGUGGGCCCAAGCGGGUCCUAGCCGAGGGGGGCGAGCCAAUCAAGGAACUCCGCCCCACAGUAUUAACCCCGGAGCAGCUGAUUGGCCGGAUCAUGGAGGCAGAGCCACCGGAGAUCUACCUCCAGAAGGACAUGAGGAGGCCCCUGACGGAGGCCAACGUCAUGAUGUCACUCACCAACCUGGCCGACAAGGAGCUAGUCCACAUGAUCAGCUGGGCCAAGAAGAUCCCAGGAUUUGUGGACCUGUGCCUGUUCGACCAGGUGCACCUGUUGGAGUGCUGCUGGUUGGAGGUGCUGAUGCUAGGGCUCAUGUGGAGGUCUGUGGGCCACCCUGGUAGGCUCAUUUUUUCCCCCGACCUCAGCCUGAACAGGGAAGAGGGGAGCUGUGUGCAGGGUUUCGUGGAUAUCUUUGACAUGCUGCUAGCUGCCACCUCCAGGUUCAGAGAGCUCAAGUUGCAGAGGGAGGAGUACGUCUGCCUCAAGGCCAUGAUCCUCCUCAACUCCAACAUGUGCUUGAGCUCCUCGGAGGGGAGCGAAGAGCUGCAGAGUCGCUCGAAGCUCCUGCGCUUGCUGGAUGCCGUAACAGAUGCACUGGUGUGGGCCAUCGCAAAGACGGGCCUCAGCUUUCAGCAGCAGUCUGCGCGCCUCGCCCACCUGCUGAUGCUGCUGUCACACAUCCGCCACGUUAGUAACAAGGGCAUGGACCACCUGCACUGCAUGAAGAUGAAGAACGUGGUGCCCCUGUACGACCUGCUCCUGGAGAUGCUGGAUGCCCACAUCAUGCACAGCCCACGGCUGCCCCACCAAGCCAACUCAGCGGGCCCCUGUCCAGAGGUGAGCCACCCGCAGCCCACCACUUCAGCAGCUGCCCCGGCCAGACAUGGACCCCCAGCAGCAGAAGCGAGCCUCAACAGCAGGAGCCAUUGGACUGCAGGGACCCCGGUAGAAAGACAGUGGUGAAAAGGGAUCUCUAGCAGCAAAAAGGACAAUGGAGAGAAUGUGACUGGGACCGUUGUGGACGGCUACUUCUUGGAACGGCUUUUAAAACCACUCUGAAACAGAGGAACUGGGAACGAGUAUAAGGGUGUUUCAGAUGGUGCCUGGAAGGGGCUACAUCCCAAUGCUGUCAAAUGAAAUCUUCUCCUUUCAGGCAUUAGCACUAUUCUGAUUGUUUUCUCGGAGGUCGCAAACAUAAAAAAUGUAACAAUAUUUAAUGUCCCUGCUAAAGCUGUCUUUUGGUUUAUGA
Molecule: messenger RNA, 2657 nt
Organism: Salmo salar (Atlantic salmon)
Lineage: Eukaryota; Metazoa; Chordata; Actinopteri; Salmoniformes; Salmonidae
Gene: esr2a
Product: estrogen receptor 2a
Biological process (GO): estrogen receptor signaling pathway; cellular response to estradiol stimulus; regulation of DNA-templated transcription
Cellular component (GO): nucleus
Molecular function (GO): steroid binding; nuclear estrogen receptor activity; zinc ion binding
Source: RefSeq, marked provisional